AUCUCACUCGUUUGAAGAUUGAUUAAAGAGACAGUUGAUCUUGUUCGUAAGACGAGAUUGUGAUGAUGAUGAUGACUGAGUCACUUUGAGCCUUUACAUUAUAUAAGAGGAGAAACUUUAUAAUCACACAUUUUCCUUUUUCUUGUCCUCGGGGCCUCAAGACUGAACCAACCUCCUUCAUCUUCCACUGAAGCUCCAGGACUCUUCACACACACCAGGACCCAACAUGAGCUUGCAACUUGAACUGAAGAAUGUGAAUCUGCAAACUGGAGAUCAGCUGAAAAUAAAAGGAAUAAUUCUGCAUGAUGCUGACAGAUUCCAGAUCGACCUCGGCAGCGAUGAAGAGAACCUGGCGCUGCACUUCAACCCUCGGUUCCACGACGACAGCGAUGGAUCUGUGCUUGUGUGCAACUCCAAGUCUGACGGCUGUUGGGGCGACGAGCAACGGGAUCUACACAACCCCUGGCAGAGAGGUGCAGAAAUUAAGAUCGUGUUGAAGUUGGCCGGAGACAUGUUUGAGGUGGAACUCGCUGACGGAAAUGAAGUCCAGUUCCCUAACCGUGUUGGCAUGGGCGUCUUCAACUUCAUCAGAGUCACUGGAGACAUCAAACUGAUGUGCUUAAAGCUCAGCCAAUAGACCCAGCUGCUGCAGCUCCUGCAUGCUGUGUCCCUCAGUUUGGUCGAAAACAAUAAAUGAUUAAAGACUUUUAAUAAACUACAAAGAAUGUU
Messenger RNA from Paralichthys olivaceus (Japanese flounder), 729 nucleotides. RefSeq names its product galectin-2-like. Gene Ontology annotation, molecular function: carbohydrate binding. Lineage: Eukaryota; Metazoa; Chordata; Actinopteri; Pleuronectiformes; Paralichthyidae. The record is from RefSeq and is a predicted model, not a curated record.